AUGACCAUGACUCAAAUAAAGGGUUUGGACGACCUUGACUUCAUAUUGGAAACGUGCAAUCCAGAGACAGGAGAGUUCCUGCAUACAUCCUUCGCAGUUUUCAAUGACGAAAGCCUCUACUAUGACCGGUUAAACAUUCCACAAGCCAACGUCACUUUCGAUCAGAUAUCUAACGCCCUUACUCAUGUUCCCGACGACAAAUUCUUUCCGAAAUGGAAGGCCGCAGAGGUGGAACUCACAGAAGCUCCAGCAACUCUGACUUCGGAUAUCUACCUCAAGCGACCCCAUCUGGAACUUUAUGGAAUCAUGAAAGACCACGGCGUCACUAAUGUGGAACAGCAACUAUCGCAGCAAUUUUUAGCUGAGGCUGAGGUGAUGAACACACUUUCCAAAAAUCCGCAUCCGAACAUCGUCUGCGAUUACGGCUGCCGAGUUGCGAGAGGACAUAUCACCGGACUUGUCAUGGAUAGACAUCCUCACGACCUCUACCGUUAUCUCAAGGAAGGGGUGGGGAAGAUUGAUAAAGAACCAUUCAUGGCGGCACUCGGAUCGGCUAUCCAGCACCUUCACGCGCUUGGUUGGGCACAUAACGAUCUGACUCCUUACAAUAUCUUGGUAAACGGGGACGGCAUGCCUGUGUUGAUCGAUUUCGGAGGGUGCCAGCUUGUUGGCACGCAUUUGAAAUACACUCGAGGAACGACAGACUGGAUCGACGGUGAAGCUGGGGACUAUCUUACCUCAGAUGCGGAACAUGAUGUUGCUGCUCUUAUCAAACUCGGGGCAUGGUUGGACAAGCCGGUCUUUACGGUUUAG
This is a messenger RNA of Penicillium riverlandense, 813 nucleotides long. RefSeq lists its product as uncharacterized. The transcript has a single exon. The record is from RefSeq and is a predicted model, not a curated record. Lineage: Eukaryota; Fungi; Ascomycota; Eurotiomycetes; Eurotiales; Aspergillaceae. Gene Ontology annotation, cellular component: nucleus. Gene Ontology annotation, biological process: protein phosphorylation; mitotic DNA damage checkpoint signaling. The coding region runs from base 1 to 813 and encodes 270 amino acids. Gene Ontology annotation, molecular function: ATP binding; protein serine/threonine kinase activity.